AUGAUGGGAAGGAGAGCAGCCAGACUGAUGAUGAAGUUGUCAGAAACUCAGCGCUUUUCUCUCACGAUUGUCGCUCUGGCAAGCGUGUCGCUCACAGUUUCUCUUAGCUCGACGUCGAUGAGCAAUGCUGUCCCAGUGAUUACAAGUCAAUUCCACGGCACGGAUGUGCAGGCCUUUUGGUCUGGAACGGCAAACCUCCUUUGCUCUGCGGUCUUCCAACCCGCAUUCGCAGUGUUUUCUUAUAUUUUUGGAAGAAAGCCUCUGUUCAUCAUCGCUUCACUACUGUUUUUAGCUGGCUCUGCUCUUGCAACGGGCUCGCAAAACUUCGAUGUGCUCCUUGUUGCCAGAUCCAUCCAAGGCUUUGGUGGUGGUGGGCUGCUCACGCUGUCUGAGAUUUUAAUCGCAGACCUGACGCCUCUCAGCGAGCGCGGAAAAUGGAUUGGUAUUCUCAGCAUGAUGUGGGCUAUAGGUUGCGUUAGUGGGCCUGUCGUUGGAGGUGCUCUGGCUCACAGAGACGUUUGGAGAUGGAUCUUUGCAUUGAAUCUACCGCUUGCUAGUAUUUCGCUCGCACUUAUCUGCAUCUCUCUGCAGCCUCGCACUUAUUCUACUAGCUUCUACGAAGAAAGCACCAAGCAGAAGCUGGCGCGAGUUGACUGGAUCGGAUUCGCCCUCUUUAUUCCCUCAAUUUCAAGCUUUCUAAUCCCUCUCACCUGGGGUGGUGAGCUAUUCGAUUGGAAAAGUUGGCAUACACUAGUGCCACUUCUUGUGGGCGUUGCAGGUCUGGCAGCAUUCGUGAUCUAUGAAAUGUUCAUCGCAAAGGAGCCAUUCCUGCUGAAGACUAUAUUCCGCGACUGGAACGCAAAGCUGGUCUAUGUGCAGACCUUCUUACAUGGUUUGAUCGUCUGGUGCCUUCUAUACUACCUCCCACUGUACUAUCAGGCCGUCAAGUCAUACAGUGCUCUGAUGUCAGGUGUCGCCCUUUUACCUGAAACAUUCAGUAUCACCCUUGCAGCUGGCCUAGUGGGGUUUGUUAUCGCGAGCACAGGCCGCUACCGCGAGGCCCUGACAGCAGGAUGGGUCGUUGCAACCACCAGCCUUGGCACGCUGUAUCUACUUGAUGUCCACACCGCAACCUACAAGUGGGUACUUAUCAACUUCUUCGUGGGCAUGGGAACGGGAUCUUUAUUCACGAGUCUGAACCUGACUGUUCAGUCGAACAUCGCCCCUCACGAAGUUUCCCAUGCCCUUGGAUUUUUCGCAUUCUUCCGCGCUUUAGGCCAAGCCAUCGGUGUUGCUAUUGGAGGUGCCACUUUUGACAAUAUCUUCAGAUCAAAACUAGGACAGAACUCUGAGAUAGCAGCCUACAAAAAUGAGUUGAGCAAAGGAGCUGCAGCGUUGAUCGAGAUCUUGAAAACGAUCCCCGAUUCAGAUGCCCGAAAGCCAGCCUUGAUCCAAACCUAUGCAGAUUCGCUGCGAUUGCUGUGGCCCGUGAUGUGUGGCUGCGCCGGAAUCGCGUUACUGUUUAGCUUAUUCAUUAGGCACCACAACCUGGCCCGAGGAGGCGAAGAUGAAUAUGCUACUGAUACCCCUAUGGAGUCUAUACAAGAGCUCGGAGGAAGCCAUUUCAAGGCCUCCAGGCCAAAAUAUUGA
Molecule: messenger RNA, 1650 nt
Organism: Penicillium olsonii
Lineage: Eukaryota; Fungi; Ascomycota; Eurotiomycetes; Eurotiales; Aspergillaceae
Source: the annotation of a GenBank genome assembly